GUAGGUAGAAGACGGUACCAUGGUAACGGAGUUCACCUUCGGAGCGGACGUCAACGAUCAGCAGAUGGGCUGUCUGUGGACACCCACUGAGCUGAUCACUCUGUCACUCAGUGGUUCAAUCAACUACCUAGACCGCGAGAACCCCUCUGCGCCUAAAAAGAUCAUUUCGGGCCACAACAAGAAUAUCUCUGCCCUGGCGGUCAGCCAGGAUGGGUCUAAGGU
This is a messenger RNA of Sphaeroforma arctica JP610, 222 nucleotides long. RefSeq lists its product as hypothetical. NCBI's taxonomy places the organism in Eukaryota, Ichthyosporea, Ichthyophonida. Gene Ontology annotation, cellular component: cortical actin cytoskeleton. The transcript has a single exon. The annotation marks the transcript as partial. Gene Ontology annotation, biological process: actin filament depolymerization; positive regulation of actin filament depolymerization. The record is from RefSeq and is a predicted model, not a curated record. Gene Ontology annotation, molecular function: actin filament binding.